This is a messenger RNA of Rhinichthys klamathensis goyatoka, 1294 nucleotides long. It is a transcript of the gene sac3d1, whose product is annotated as SAC3 domain containing 1. Bases 1 to 1167 code for a protein of 388 amino acids. The record is from RefSeq and is a predicted model, not a curated record. Gene Ontology annotation, biological process: spindle assembly; centrosome duplication. The transcript is spliced from 5 exons. NCBI's taxonomy places the organism in Eukaryota, Metazoa, Chordata, Actinopteri, Cypriniformes, Leuciscidae. Gene Ontology annotation, cellular component: spindle; centrosome; nucleus.
AUGACUUUUGAUCAACAACAGACACGACCAAUGAACACAGCCAUGAGUAACGCGUGGCAUCACUCUAGGAGGGGUCGAGGACACAGGCAUAAGGAGCAGGGUCGACCGAACAGGGAGCGGGCGGUUGAGCAGAAAGCUGAAGACUCAGUGCCCCGCGGCGCCUGUUUGACUAUGUGCCCUGCCUAUGAAUUACGCCAGCGGGAGGCCCAGAAUCGACUGCACAGGUUUGAGAUGUUGGCCGGCACAGAGCGGGAUCGCUUGCCUUGUGCUGAUGUGUCACGUGCUGUCAAAGAGUACUCGCGACCUGCCGCGGGGAAGGACUCCACGAGAGCCAGUGACCUUCGGCCUCCAUCUGUGCUUUUAAAGACUGUGUGCUACCUAGUUGAUGACAUUGCAGCUUCCUCUACAUUUCAGCCAUGGACGGAGGUGUACAGUUUUGUGUCUGACCGCCUGCGUAGCGUUCGGCAGGACAUGAUUAUUCAGCGUGUGUCGGGGCCGGACUGUGUGGCUGUGCUGGAGAAAAGCGUGCGAUUCCUUCUCUACGCCUCCUACAGACUCUGCGGGCAGCUACUUCAAUAUUAUGACCCGCGGAUCAAUGACACUCACCUGCAGGAAAGCUUGAGCUGGUUGCUGGAGAGCUACAGAGAUGGGAAACACCGGCAUCAAGAGGAGUUCCAGGCCUUGAGUUUGCUCUAUAACUUGGGUUCAACUCAUGCCCUUCAACAUAUUCUUGAGCUGCCCGAGAGAAUGCGCAGCUCUCCUGCUGUUCAACUCGCUAUGGCUGUAAACAGGGCACAUUCGGAGCGCAACCCAGUUCGGCUGCUCCGUCUAGCCCAGAGACUGGACUUCAUCCAGGUCUGUGCCGUCCACCGACACCUGCUGCCCUGCAGGAGAGACCUGCUCCUGCUCUACAGCCACGGGCACAGCAGCCGCAACUGCCGCUACCCUCUGCAGAGACUGGCACGCCUCCUCUCUCUCAAAGACCCGCUGGCGGCCGAGCUGUGCCGGGCGUACGGCGUCAACGUCAGCGGAGAGUGGGUGAGCUUCUCUAAGAGCUCCUUCACCGAAGCUCCGUCUGCAGAUCUGCAGUGCAGGCGUACGCAUGAGCCGGUGGAUGACGAGCAGUGGAACUGUCCUGCCGGCAGCGUGAUUCACGGCUGUGCCUGAAACCACUGCUUUAAACUCUGGUUCAUUUGCACUUGGCGUAAUCUUUUAAUAAUUAACACUUCGGAGGCAUUUCCCACUUCUGGAAUGGUCAAAAAAGUUUCAAUAAAGUUUUUGUAUUUUAUAUAUA